This is a messenger RNA of Podarcis raffonei (Aeolian wall lizard), 6229 nucleotides long. RefSeq names its product zinc finger protein 318-like. The record is from RefSeq and is a predicted model, not a curated record. NCBI's taxonomy places the organism in Eukaryota, Metazoa, Chordata, Lepidosauria, Squamata, Lacertidae. Gene Ontology annotation, biological process: negative regulation of DNA-templated transcription; positive regulation of DNA-templated transcription. Gene Ontology annotation, cellular component: nucleoplasm. Bases 112 to 2841 code for a protein of 909 amino acids. The transcript has 7 exons.
CGCGCGCGAGAAGCGGGGGCAGUUGAUGCGUGCGCAGAGCGGGGGCUGGGGGCUGGGAAGGGAGCUGGCGAGAGCGGCCUUGGCGGCGGCGGAGACGCUGCUCUUGUCGUGAUGCACCGCUCCAGCAGCAGCCGUUCGAGCAAGCCGUCUUCCAGCCGGUCCAAAACCAGCGCAUCCAGCUCCAGUUCGGCUCGAGGCCGCAGCUCGCACCGCUCGCGCUCGCGCUCCCGGUCUCCGCGGAGCCGCCGCCGGCACCGCUCGCCCUCCAGCGGACGCUCUUCGCGCCGGUCGCCGCCUUCGCGCCGCAGUAGUCGGAGACGCUCUCCAGGCAAGCGCUCUCACUCUCCGGGCAAGCGCUCUCACUCUCCGGGCAAGCGCUCUCACUCUCCUGGCAAGUGCUCUCACUCUCCGGGCAAGUGCUCUCACUCUCCGGGCAAGCGCUCUCACUCUCCGGGCAAGCACUCUCACUCUCCGGGCAAGCACUCUCACUCUCCAGACAAACGCUCUCCAAGUUUGAGUGAUGGGAACAGGGAUGACUUGGCUGAUGGUCCAAUAUUUAGCAGUGGCCUUCCACGCCCUCAAAGCAUUGAGCGGUAUUCCUUGAGCAAGGAAACUCCUUCUUCACCUUUCAAUACAGGACAAGAUGAGGAUUAUCGUUUUAGAGACGAUUUCCUCCAUCAAUCAGACUAUAGCACCAGCUAUAACCAUCUACAAUAUCUCCCAAGGGAAACGGAAAGGUAUAGAAUGCUACUUGGGAAGCCAUCAGAGGAUACAGGGCAAGACCUAGAACUUCCUAAACAUGACAGAGAUGACAGACUGCUUAAGAUAGACAUAGAGCCUGAGGAUUUCUUGUCUGGGACGUGGAACUUCUGCAAACAAGAUCCUAGUAAGAGCCCAAGCCUGCCAUUUCACGAUGUGGAUUUACGUAUACUUGAAUAUGCUGGGAGAAAAAGCAAAGAGGAGGAGCUGAGCAGAAAUUGCAGUCAAGACCCUGAACAUAAAUAUAUUUAUAGACCUAAUGAAAUAACAGCAAUGCCCAAAAAAUCUAUUCUGAAGAAACACAGGGAUGAUCCUUCGGUGCAGCCUGAAGUCUUUUCUAGCAGUUCUGCCUCUCUCAAAGAGCCCCCUCUUCUUUCAGAUGAUCCUCCUUUUCCCCAGAGAACCAACAGCAUUGCUCCUUUUUCAACUGAGGAGGUGAAAUUCCUCAAACAGUUCAAUAAAAAUGCAGAUGUAGAACCUGCAAAUACAACAUCUGAAGGCAAUGUGCAUAAUUGGAAGCUGCAUUCUGGCCAAAAACAAAACAUUUCCCAUUAUAAACAGAAUUUUGGGAGCUUUUUGAAUCGGAGAGAGUGUCAUGAGUCCACAUCAGAGCCAGAAGACCAGCACAGUUACUUCUUGCUUCCCCAUGAAAGAGCCAGCCAGGAUGGGAAUGGCUUUUCACACAUUCUGAGUAUGAAAACAGAUUCUACCAGCACUCAAGAAAGGAGAAGGAACAGCCUCCUUGAUGAUGUUGAGGCUGAAGAGAAGUUUCUUUAUGGUGAUAAUGGGGAUGACUCAAUUUUUAUUCAAAGGAUAACAUUGAGUGGUGAUAAAGAACAUGGAAGGAAGAAAAUAAACUCUCCUCCUGCUAGUCUGUCUGUAAAAUCAGACACUUUAGAAGAAUCCAGAUCAGAGCAUGAGAAAAUUUAUGACUUGCUCAAAACUAUUGGUCUUGACAUUGGGGUGGCUGAAAUUGGUAAGCUUGCUGCCCGCACUCAGGAACGCCUCCAUGGGAAGAAAGCAUCUCGUUCUCCUGAUCGUCGUUCAGUGGCUUCUCAUAAACCUAGGAAAGAAUCUAGGGAGUCUAAGGAAAGGCACUGCAGUAAAAGUGACACUCAUUCUCCAGAGUCAAGGUGGAACCACUCUCCCUCUCCUGAUUAUUUCCCACCAUCUAAAGAGAUGUCUCCUGCUUCACAUUCUAAGCACACUGAAAGCAAAAUUGUAAGGCAAGAUUAUCAUUUCCCACAAGAGCAAGCUGUUCCCAUGGCAUCUCCAAUUCCAUCUGCCCCACCUUGUCUUCCUCAUAUGUUUCCUGCUCCCAUAUAUCCCCAGUAUAGUGUUCCAUUCUAUUUACCAUUCGGUGCAACUCACCUGCCACAAAACUAUCCACCUCCCACAAUGCCCCCUCCUGGCUAUAAUCCAUAUGGACAGUAUAUGGCAUAUGCAGCAUCUGGCUGGGCCACGUAUGCUCCUCCCCAGCAGGCUCAUCCUGAAUUUCCAAAGGCACCUGAGUACGGUACUCCAGCAGUGCCACCAAAUCAUUCAGUUUCCAACGUCAGAGUUAUUCAGACAAUUUCCACAACACGAAGGACUUGUGAUAUCAAAAGAAAUACAUCUAUGAUUGUUCAAACCCCUUUCUCUGCUCCUCAUUCCAAAUUGCUCCCUCAGCCUACCCACAAAGGCGCUAAGGAAAAAAUACCUGAUGAUAGAAAUCGAGCUGCUCAGAAACAAAAGGUAAUGGAGGAAAGAGGGAAAUUGAAGGCUGAACAAGAAGCACGACAGAAGAAACUGCAUUAUCUGACAGUUGAGUUAAACAGACUUACAAAACAGGAAGGGGAGAUGAUGCGGAAGAUGCGUAAGGCAAAAGAUCCCUUGCUGGUGGAAGUGAACCAACUACGAGAGAAGAUAGCAAAGGAAGUUGCUCAGCUGCAGAUGCAUUCUGAUGCGGCAGGGAAAAAACAAUCUGAGCUUGAUAAGGUAGCUCUGAUCCUGGGGAUUAACAUUUUUGAGAAAGCCCGGAAGCAAUCUUCUGAAAAUAAAGACAAGUCAGAAAAAGACAAGUCAGAAAAUGGAAAAAAAUGAGGAGCUAACUUGCAACUCAAUCCAGAUGUUGUGACCAUGUAUACUUCUUGAUAGUUGGAUACUUCAGUUGGAGAAGAUGACCUCAUUGCGGACGAAUGCUGCCCUGCAACCUUGAAAGAAUAACAUCGGCGAAUCCUGCAGAAAAGUGAAAAGAGGGACAAAUAGUAAAGGGACAUGAAUACUUGCCAGAUAUCUGGAGAGACUGCGGGGAGGGGUGUUAUGAUUAUGUUUAUUUGUCUAGUUAUAUUUUGUUAUACUUAUAUGAAAUCCAAUAAAAAGUACUUAUAGAAAAAGCAGUGGAGAAAGAGGCAUUUGAUGCAGUAGAAUGGAGAUUUUUCUUUUAUGAACUGAAAGUAUUUGGUUUUAUACUCCAAUUCUUAACUUGGAUUUGCUGAAAGAUGGGGAAAGUGUGACCCUGUUGAUUAUAUUGAUGUGCUUCCAGAGGCAAGGCUUUUUGUGAACAAUGACAUUGUUUUUCCUUUUGAGACUGUGGAACUAAAAGUUACCAUCCAUACCAUGUCAAACUUUUGUGUUCAUUUUAUUUGAUCACACUAUUUCCAGUCUAUACCAGUGAGUGGAUCAUGCCAAGAUGUGUUUGGAACAAAACAAUUCACCCUUUGCACCAUAUCCAUCAUUCCUAUCACUUCCCUUUUCCACUCAUGUGUUUCCUGACCACGAAUGCAUGUAUUUCAGAGACCUGCAUGUGCAUAAAAAAAAAGGAAUGCUGGUAUUUCAGAACUUUUGACAUUCUGAUUGGCCACAGUCAGUUCUCCUUUUCCGACUGUACUUCAUUUCUAAUCACAAUAAUUUGUAACGUGUGAUUGAAAAUCAGCCUAUGUCUUCUGUACAAUGACAUAUGCACACAAUGUAACUGGCAAAUACCUCCUUUUACUAAAAGUUGGAACAUUUAUUAUGGUCAUUCAUUAUAAAGUGCUAACAGAAUUGCUGGAAACCUUAAAUUGCAAUUUUUUCAAAAAAAAGUAAUUAUAGAGCUGCAGAAAUUUGUCCAUAUACACUGUGCAAAGGUCUUCAGUAAAAAGAUCUCUGCAACAUUUAAAAAAGUAGUAACAUGCCUGGCAGUAAUGGAAAGAAACAAAAUUGCAUGGAUAGUGUGAUCAGGUGAGAGCAGAAGAGAAGAGCUGUGAUUAAAGGAUAGCUUUCUGGAAUUCUCAUUUACCCAAAUCAGAACCAUAGCCAAAUAAUUGUAAAGGGUAAAAGAGCAAAGAGGCAUCCAUACAUAAAGUUAUGGAUGAAAGGAAGAAACAUUGUGGGAUGUUUGCAAAAGGAUGACAAGAUGGUGUGGAUGCCCUGAAAAAACCCACAGGAAACAGAGGAAAACAUUGCACAAUGUCUUGUCUCAAAACACCAUUGAUGUUUCAGGGGCUUUGAACCAUGGCAGCCUUCUGGUUAGGCCGUCUUGAGUUGGAACAGACUCCAGAUGGUGGUGUUAGGCAAUGAUUGCUUGACCCCUUUGCCAAAUGUGCUUUGGGGUCCUGCAGCAUUCUCUCAUUUCUCCCAUGCCAUUAUACAUUUAGAUAAAAGUGCUGGGAAAGGGUUUUGUAAUUACAGUGUGAAACAGUUUAAUAAUUAGUGUGUGUAAAUGGAAACUGCAGAGUUUAAAGUACCAUAGUCAUAAAUGAUUCUAGCAAGUAUAUGUAGAACAGAUAGAAGACCGAAACAUAGGGUGUGCCUGGUAAUUGAGAUGUAACCCAUGGAUGUGAAACUUGUAGCCUUCCAGAUGACGUUAGCCUUGCCAUCAGCUCCAGCCAGCAUGGGCAAUGAUCAGAGAUUAUGGAAGUUGUAGUUCAACAUCACCUGGAGGGCUAAAUGUUCAGUUUGGGGGUAGCAGUUGUGCAUGGGUUCCUAGGUGUUUGAAGUUAUAGGAGACAGAAUGGAUUGCAGUAAGGAGAAAUGUGAUUGCGAGAAGAGGGAUACUAGCAAUUCAAAGAAGGAGUUCAGGUUCUAAUGUUUUUUUGAGAGUCCAUACUCAAAUAAGUAAGAGAGGUCAGUGCCCAUAUUCUCAAACAACCAAAAGAAGGGCUUUUUUCUGGCGAUCUAGGAUGAAGGCACUUCCAAAGGUGAUUAUUUUGAACUCCAAGAUUGCUCUUCUCUCCAUUUUUGCUGCGGAUGCCCAGGACCUAACUCAUAUGGAUCUUCUUAUCUGUCUUAUCGUGGCAGCACAGAUUACCAUCGCUAGACACUGGAGAACUUCAAAUGCUGACCUGUUUGAAGUGUGGUUUAUGCAAGCUUGGGACUGAACUUUAAUAGAAAAGGUGACAACAACUUCAAGACCUGAGGAACACUGCUAAAUCAAAUAUACAACAUGGUUUUGGGUUUUUUGUAUGCUUUGACAACAGAACAUGACUACAGACCACCUACAGCUCAUGAAGAUUUAUGGAAGGACACUUUUAUUUGACGGGAAAUAUUUACAUGAUACUGAAUUACUUUGAAAUGAGACUAUGCUCUGGUGAGGGUGUGGGUCUAUAUAUCUUUUCUUAUGUUGCUCAAACGGAAAAGAAACAAGUCAUUUAAAUAAACCCAGAACUUUCUACGUCUUUACCCUGCCCCCAGCAUCGACCAUGAUGAUCAGUCUCACUGGAGUCGAUUUUCAGUCUCUAGCUCUACUGGCCAGUCAGCUGCAAGGUGUAUGUGCAUGCAUCCAGUCAGCAAUCACUGUGUGCUGCUAGGUCCCUCCUUGAUCUGCAGCUCACAGUUUUUUCAAGCAAUUCCUUCUCUUGGAGAAUGAGCUUUUAGCAAUUUCCAUUGAAAAUAGCCUGAGAGGACAUUCAUCCCUCACCCAGAGUUUCCUUGUGAUUGGCAACAUUAGCCAAUCAGAAGUCAUCAGGACACAGCCAUUUGCAUGGCAGAGAGGUGCUUCUAACUGAUGCCCCCAACCAACCCUGUACUUGCUGUGAAACCUCAGCUUUCUCCAGUUCUUGUGUGCUGCCCCCUAAUUGGGUCCUGACUCAGUCACACCUCCUUGGGCUGUGGUGGAGCAAGAGCAAAGCUGGAUUGCUCAGCUUCCUCCAGAGAAGCAGGCAACCAGAGGUAUCGCAGCAAGGGGGAAAUCCCUCUUGCUUUUACAGUUCUCUUUGUAGCAAACCUUUUGAGUUCUCAGUCAGGCUGGAUGUUACACAAAAAGCCAGGGGACGCCGAUGAAAAAACAACAAUAGCAUGUUGCCACUUUCUGAUGUGUCAUUGGAUAUUUAGUUAAAGUGUUACAUGCGUUUAAGAGGUCUCAAAGGAGGGGACAUUGGUUUCUUGAUCCUCUCCUUGAUAAUGAAUAUGUUGGCAGGCACAUAAUUUGCUGAGCUAUUCCUCAUUUCUGUAAUGGAUGUAUAUAUUUUGUUUUGGUGUGCUCAAUAAACAUCAUUUCUGUCUUGGAAAA